AUGCCUUUGUCCCAAAAGCCCAUGCGGUACGGCCACACCGAAGGCCACACAGACGUCUGCUUUAAUGACGCUGGAAGCUGCAUCGUCACUUGCGGUAGUGAUGGAGACGUCAGGAUUUGGGAAAGUCUGGAUGACGACGACCCCAAGUCCAUUAAUGUGGGAGAAAAGGCCUACUCGUUUGCUCUGAAGAAUGGGAAGCUGAUUACCGCAGCAUCUAACAAUGCUGUCCAGAUCCACACGUUCCCGGACGGCGUUCCGGAUGGUAUCCUGACUCGCUUCACUAUGAAUGCAAACCACGUGGCUUUCAACGCUGACGGGAGCAAAGUCGCUGCUGGAUCCAGUGACUUUUUGGUGAAGAUCGUGGAGGUGGCCGACAGCAGCCAGCAAAAGACAUUUCGAGGGCAUGACGCACCUGUUUUAAGUGUCUCAUUCGAUCCACAGGAUGCUUUUCUGGCAUCAGCAAGCUGUGAUGGAUCCGUCAGAGUGUGGAAAAUUGCGGAGCAGAUCUGUGAGAAAAGCUGGCCCCUGCUGCAGAAGUGUAACGACGUGGUCGAUGCCAAAUCAAUAUGUAGACUCGCCUGGCAGCCAAAAAAAGGAAAGUUUCUGGCCAUCCCAGUAGAGAAAGUUGUUAAGCUGUACAGGAGGGAUACGUGGGAACAACAGUUCGAUCUGUCGGAUAACUUCAUCUCGCAGCCUCUCAAUGUUGUCGCCUGGUCUCCCUGUGGACAGUUCGUGGCAGCAGGAAGUGUCGGCGGCUGUAUAGUUGUUUGGAACGUGGACACGCAGGAGUGUCUGGAGAGGGUGAAGCAUGAAAAAGGUUACACCAUCUGUGGCCUGGCCUGGCACCCAGAAGGCAGCCAAGUAGCUUACACAGACACGGAAGGCAAUCUGGGUCUCCUGGAGAACGUCUGCGGUGCAGAUAGAAAGCAGUCAAACACCAAGGCAUCGGCUCCCGCUUCCAAAGACUACGAUGAUCUUUUUGACGAGGAUGACAACGAGGACUUUCUGAACAGAGACUUCAUUGAGCCCCAGUCGUCCCCAAAGGCAGUGACAAAUUACGAAGAUGAGGAUGACGACCUGACGGUCGCAUCGGGAAGGCCCAGGAACCGAGGGGCGAUCAUCGAGGAUGACGAGAACUCCAUAGAUCUCGGCUUGCUGAAGGCCAGUUCCGCUCCAGAUAAGCAGGGCGAAGAGGAGGAUCAGGAGAGCCUUCCUCCGGUCCCACCACAGUCCUCUACCCAGAGACCUUUCUAUGACGGGCCGGUGCCAACCCCUCGGCAAAAACCGUUCCAGUCGGGCUCCACCCCGGUACAUCUCACGCAUCGUUUCAUGGUGUGGAACUCUAUCGGUAUCAUUCGCUGCUAUAACGAUGAGCAAGACAACGCCAUAGAGGUGGAAUUCCAUGACACGGCCAUACACCACGCGAUGCACUUGCCGAAUUCUUUGAACCACACGAUGGCAGACCUUUCCAGUGAAGCUAUCUUAUUAGCCUGCGAGAGCACAGAAGAGCUGGUGAGCAAACUUCACUGCAUCCAUUUCAACUCCUGGGAUUCCAACAAGGAAUGGACUGUCGACAUGCCGCCGGACGAAGACAUCGAAGCGAUCUGUUUGGGCCAGGGCUGGGCUGCGUGCGCCACCAGCGCGCUCCUCGUCCGCGUGUUUACAGUGGGGGGAGUUCAGAAAGAGGUCUUCAGCCUCCCCGGGCCGGUGGUGUCGGUGGCCGGACACGGAGAGCAGCUGCUGGUGGUCUUUCACAGAGGUACUGGCUUUGAUGGGGAUCAAUGUCUCGGAAUUCAACUGGUAGAGCUCGGAAAAAAGAAGAGACAGAUUUUGCACGGCGACCCCCUCCCCCUUUCCUGGAAGUCGUAUCUAACAUGGGUAGGAUUUUCAGCAGAAGGUACCCCAUCUUACGUGGAUUCCAAAGGCGUCGUGCGCAUGCUGAACAGAGGGCUCGGCAAUACUUGGACUCCGGUCUGCGACACGAGGGAGCACUCUAAAGGGAAGUCGGACCACUGCUGGAUCGUUGGCAUCCAUGAAAGCCCACAGCAGCUGAGAUGCAUCCCUUGCAAAGGAGCAAAGUUCCCACCCACGCUUCCCCGCCCUGCAGUAGCUGUGUUGCCCUUUAAACUUCCUUUUUGCCAGACUGCGACUGACAAGGGGCAGAUGGAGGAGCAGUUCUGGCGUUCUGUCCUGUUCCACAACUACCUGGAAUAUUUAUCCCAAAAUGGAUACGAAUGCGAUGAAAGCGCGAAAAGCCGGGCCUCCCAGGAGCAGCAGAACCUCUUGAUGAAAAUGUUUGCGCUUUCCUGCACGCUGGAACGUGAAUUCCGCUGCAUGGAGCUGGCGGAGCUGAUGACCCAGAACGCCAUGAGUUUGGCCGUCAAGUAUGCCUCGCGCUCUCGGAAACUUAACCUUGCCCAGAGGCUGAGCGAGCUGGCAGCAGAGAAAUCAGCUGAGCUGGCAGCUGUUGAAGAACCUGGCGAGGAAGAGGAGGAGGAUUUCAGAAGCCACCUGAAUGCUGGUUACAGUAACACCCCCACAGAAUGGAGUCAGAGCAAAGUCAGGAGCCUCCAGCGCCAGCAAAGCACGGAAGCCAGUUCGGAAGCGGAGGAGGGCGAAGAAGAAGAAGACGUCUCUGAAGAGGCAAAGCCAAUGACUCACGACCCCCCACAGUGCAGAAAUGCAACCCUCUCCAAGUCUGCGAAAGCUGUCAUUGUAUCCAACAGCCAAGGACGAGUCAAUCCGUUCAAGGUGUCCAGUAGCCAAAAGGAUCCCGUAGCUCACUCGACGAGCAUCUUAGACAACAUGACCAGACUGCCGAAGAAAAAUCCCGCACCGACCAGGCGGACCACAGCGAGCAAGGAGAAAGGCCCCGUGAUAAAACCGCUGGUUCCCAAGCCCAAGUCCAAACAGGCUGCAGCAGCUGCGUUUUUCCAACCCCGAACACCCAGCUCUGAGAAGAAAACCACCACGGACGAGAAAGGAGCAAAAACUGAAGCGGCACCACCUGAAACCCAGGCUUCGACUGAGAAUGGUGAAGACAAAAGGCCAAAGACCGGAUUCCAGAUGUGGCUGGAAGAGAACAGAAGCCUCAUUUUGGCAGAUAAUGCUGAUUUUGAAGAAACUGAGAUAAUACGAGAAGGCAUGGCUCGAUUCAGAGUGCUGUCUCCUGAAGAAAGGAUGACUUGGACUGAGAGAGCCAAAGGAAGAGAAGCUGGUGAUUCGGGCGAAAGGAAAAAGAGAAAGCACCCAGAAAGUGUUAACGGCGACGGUCAAGAAAGCCCAGAACAAAAAUCGGAAGAGAACAACAGCUCGGCCAAAAAACCCAAACCCGCUGACCAGAUGGGGAUCCAGAAGCUAUCCGCCUUUGCAUUCAAGCAGUCCUAACCUGACUGUUGUCAUCUCAAAGGGUUCAUGUUGUACGAACAGGCCAGCCAGCAGGUAACCACAAAGGGAGGGGUGGUUUUUUUGCCAAGUGUUCCAGAAAAGAAGUAAGCACUGCAUACUUAGAUGGGUGUAGAUGACUCUAGACCUGUCUUGCAUUAGUUGUGCGUUCAGUUUGCCAUUGGGGUUUUUGGAGGGGUUACCACUUUAUGCUGUGCCCCCUGGGGAAUUCAGUCUCAACAGGUCUGCAUCAAUGAGCCAAGACCCAAACGUUAUCCUGCUGAGAGUUUUCCAAUAGCUCAGAACUCUUUUUUUUUUUAAACUGUACAUCACAGUCUUGUGAAGCAGGCAGGAUUAAGGAGGAAAAGGGAGCGCGGAUUUGGCAGGUGGCCCGUGUGCCAGGUGGACGUGAAAACGCUCUUCUGACCCCAGAGCUGCACUUUGCAUCUCGGGAACUGAAGCGGUCCCUUUCCAGAGGUCCUUGUUGCAUUGUUUCUAAAGGCAGAGUUCUUGUAUGUUGUUAGUUGGAACUUCUACAGUUUUUUCCCCCCACGUGCCUCUGCGUGUCCUGGUCUGUGUGCUGAGAGAGGGAUCCCGUAAGAGUCGUUCAGCUCUGCACCUGGUUUGCGUGGCCUAACCCCAAUCCUGUAGAGGAGAAGAAUAUGGGGAAGUGCCAUCUCCUACAGUAUAGGGAGGUAUCGCGAGACAUGCCCGCGUGCUGUAUAGCUAGCGGACUCCCCCUGGGCUCAGCUGACUGAACGGCUUUCCCUCCCCAACCUUAGAACGUUUAUAUUUCUGUA
Molecule: messenger RNA, 4184 nt
Organism: Gekko japonicus
Lineage: Eukaryota; Metazoa; Chordata; Lepidosauria; Squamata; Gekkonidae
Gene: WDHD1
Product: WD repeat and HMG-box DNA binding protein 1
Exons: 25
Coding region: 1-3387 (1128 amino acids)
Biological process (GO): DNA-templated DNA replication; DNA repair; mitotic cell cycle
Cellular component (GO): nuclear replication fork
Molecular function (GO): chromatin binding; protein binding
Source: RefSeq, a predicted model, not a curated record